This is a messenger RNA of Poecilia latipinna (sailfin molly), 575 nucleotides long. RefSeq names its product kelch domain-containing protein 1-like. The coding region runs from base 71 to 376 and encodes 101 amino acids. NCBI's taxonomy places the organism in Eukaryota, Metazoa, Chordata, Actinopteri, Cyprinodontiformes, Poeciliidae. The record is from RefSeq and is a predicted model, not a curated record. The transcript has 3 exons.
UUUUUGACCCUGUCUGAUGAGAGAAGCUCCAGUCUGAGUUAAAUCGUGUUCACCCAGUUUUAUUUUAGACAUGAAUUGUGUUUCCUGUGUCAGGUUGUGGCACACAGCCUGCGGCGGCAGAGACUCAGACGUGGUUGUGUUUGGUGGAAGCUGCGACUACAUCCUGCUAGUUGACACGGGACAUUGCAACGACGCUCUUGUUUUCCAGAUGCAGCCACAUCCUUUGUUCAGGAUCUGUGAGGAUUACAUUGCUAAGAAUGUGAGGACCUUGGAGAGGCUGAGAAAGCAGCUUCCUCUUCUUCCUCCCAAGAUGCAAAAGGCUCUGCAGAGGAGGAUUUCUUUCUACCGGCCCUCAAAGAAGCAGAGCAACAAUUAAACCUUCAAAAAAUGCCAAAACAUCACAAUGUCAUAUACGGCGACUAGUUUAAAUUAAAAGACACACUGUGCAGAUAUAUUUAUGGGGUUUUAUUUGAUUAUUUUACAGAUAUACAUUUGAUUUUGUACAGCGUUUGUGUCCAAACAGUCAUGUUCUGUUUAUGUGAUGGCAGUUUAUUAAAUAAGAUGUUUGAAAAUCA